GAUGAGCUCGGCCGCCGGCCCCGCCGCCCUACCUCCGGGCUCCGCCACCAGGGCCUUGCAUGUGGAGCUGCCCUCGCAGCAGCGCCGGCUUCGCCACCUUCGGAAUAUUGCUGCACGUAACAUCAUCAGUAAGAAUGGUUAUCGCCUCUUGGACACGUACUUCACUCUCCACCUGUGUGAUAACACCAAGAUAUACAAAGAAUUUUAUAAGAGUGAAGUGAUCAAGAACUCUCUGAAUCCAACCUGGAGGAGUUUGGACUUUGGAAUAAUGCCUGAUCGUCUCGAUACGUCUGUCUCGUGUUUCGUUGUGAGGAUCUGGGGUGGCAAGAAGGAGCACUUCCAGCUUCUGAUCGAAUGGAAGGUCAAUCUGGAUGGAUUGAAGUACUUGGGACAGCAGAUACAUGCAAGAAACCCAAAUGAGAUUAUUUUUGGUCUCAAUGAUGGUUAUUAUGGAGCUUCGUAUGAGCAGAAGGAUCACUCAGGUACCCUGAAGAACAGCCUUCUCCAGGUGGAUCAGAACUGCGUUCGUAACUCUUACGAUGUCUUCUCUUUGCUUAGGCUUCACAGAGCCCAGUGUGCAAUUAAACAGACUCAGGUAACCGUUCAGAAAAUAGGAAGGGAGAUAGAAGAAAAGCUGAGAUGCACAUCUACAAGCAAUGAGCUGAAAAAGGAGAGUGAAUGUUUACAGUUGAAGAUCCUGGUGCUACGUAAUGAACUGGAGAGGCAGAGGAAGGCCCUUGGUCAAGAAGUAGCUUUGUUACAUAAGGAAAAGAAUACUUUACAUGACAAAGGAAAUGCAUUUGAGGCUGAGUAUCAGAAGCAUCAAGAGCGCAAUGAAUCCCUGCAUGAAUUAAGAAAAGAAUGCACUGCAAAGAGAGAACUGUUCCUGAAGACCAAUGCCCAGCAGACCGCUCGAUGCAAGCAGUUGCUCUCAGAGCUGUCCUACAUCUACCCUAUUGACCUGAAUGACCAAAAGGAUUACUUUGUUUGUGGAGUCAAGCUUCCGAACUCUGAAGACUUUCAAGCGAAAGAUGACGGAAGCAUCGCUGUUGCCCUGGGCUACACCGCUCAUUUGGUUUCAAUGAUCUCCUACUUCUUACAAGUGCCACUCAGGUAUCCCAUAAUUCACAAGGGCUCCAGGUCUACAAUCAAAGAUAACAUCAACGACAAACUGACAGAGAAAGAGAGAGAAUUUCCUUUAUACCCAAAAGGAGGAGAGAAGCUUCAGUUUGAAUAUGGAGUGUAUCUUCUCAACAAAAACAUAGCACAGCCUCGUGUGUUUUCCUGCAUGAUUCUGAAGUUGGCCAUUGGGUUGUGUGGCAACAGCUACUCUGUGCUGCUUUGGUAGGUGAAAUUCUGAACUCUUUGUUGAGCCCAAGUUGGUAGACUUUCCAUUUCCUGCAGUCUGGGUUGGUUGGCACUUGUGCCUGUAGUAUCUUUUUUCUUAUUUUAAUAGGAACUGUCACCACUUCACUACUUUUCCUGUUCUUU
Messenger RNA from Lagopus leucura (white-tailed ptarmigan), 1491 nucleotides. RefSeq names its product UV radiation resistance associated (gene UVRAG). The record is from RefSeq and is a predicted model, not a curated record. The transcript has 14 exons. Gene Ontology annotation, molecular function: SNARE binding. Gene Ontology annotation, cellular component: lytic vacuole; endosome. NCBI's taxonomy places the organism in Eukaryota, Metazoa, Chordata, Aves, Galliformes, Phasianidae. Gene Ontology annotation, biological process: SNARE complex assembly. The coding region runs from base 2 to 1348 and encodes 448 amino acids.